Molecule: messenger RNA, 1218 nt
Organism: Colletotrichum karsti
Lineage: Eukaryota; Fungi; Ascomycota; Sordariomycetes; Glomerellales; Glomerellaceae
Product: glycoside hydrolase
Exons: 6
Coding region: 1-1218 (405 amino acids)
Source: RefSeq, a predicted model, not a curated record
AUGGCUCAGAUCCCGGAAGAGGCCGUGGGCACGGUCGUCGGAGUCCUCAUCUACUCUAGCGUGUGUCUCUUGGGGAGUCUGUCGGUGACUUGGCUUGCAUGGCAGCACGGCGAACGGAUAAGCUAUGUGAACUGCUUGGGAUACUUCACGACUCUGAGCACGCUGUGCUCCAUCAUACAGCAGACGCGCCUCGUGCUGUACUGGGAGGAUAUAAUGACGGCUCGGUUCGAGUAUUCGUCGACCAAUGUUGCGAGCCCGGAGGCGGUAAUAUCUAAUGCUGCUAUUGGGGAGGACCUGGUGCUGUACUACAUCCAGUACUACUGCUACAACGUCCUUGCGCUUUUCGAGUUGUUUUGGGCGUUUGCGCUUGCGCAAUCGGUCUACGGCUUGAACGAGAAGCCGAAGCUGAAGCGGCCUCUCAAGAUCAUCAACCGGAGCGGCAAGGUGUUCUCGGUUGUGUUCCCUCUCAUCACGACAACGUGUCUUCAGGCGCCCGCAGUCCAGAAAGACUUUGGUGGGUUUUUGUUGCUCGCUGGACAGCCGUUGCUAUGGAGCAUCGGCUUCGGAAGUGUGGCAACACUAUCGAUUCUGAUCCGGUAUGUGCAGUCCCGGCGCAGACUUCAAAAGUUGAACGUCGGCUACGGCCAACCCUCGUCCACGAGGAAGUCAAACGGCAAGAGCCCGCGCAAGACGAGCAUCUACGAUAGAUGGCUCAUGACCCGAUUCAUGAUCUCAUUCGUGAUACUCACCAUGUUCGAAGUUACCAUUAUGCUCUUCUCAAUGAGCGCGAGGAAGAACAUCGCCGUCGACGUCCAGAGAACCACGGCAGACCUGUCCGCCAAGCGAGCGAUACAGGACUUCCUGCUUUUCAUGCCGGGAGUCACGGCGUCUCUCCUCGUGUUUCUGGUGUUCGGAACCACCCGGCCGUUCCUCGAGUACAUGCGCAAGUCCCUCUGCGGUAUCUUCUCAUGUCGGCGCAGGAGGAAACCGACCUCGACCGAGGCCCUGCCGCUACGGUCCAUCCGGAGCCAGGACACGGUGGCUGACAGCUGCGGCGUCACGACGCCAGAGAUGUCUUACCAGAGGAGCUUCCGGGGUAUCACGGUAGACAGCCCCGGGGGCAGGAGGACGUAUGAGGUGUGGGUGUAUGGGGGUAGUCCGAACUCGAGAAUCAUGGGAGACGACGACUUCCCGCCGCCCGUGCCCGAGAAGGGAUGA